AUGGCGAGCAGUCCGCCAAACAAUAAAACCGGCUAUACAGUUUUCUUUCUCAAAGGCGAUGCUUGUCCUCCUUACAACCUUGACACCCAAGCUAAAUAUUAUGCUGCAGACUGUGAGAAUGACGCUUCGUAUCCUACGCACCUUCUUUUCAAGACACGUUCUCGACCGUGUGCAGGGCUAUGUCCCUCGCCUGUCUCCUUGAAACAAAAGAAAGCCCUCAGAAAGGAAAAGGAAGCCUACGAUCUUGACGAUGAGGGAUUUUUUGAACUCGUCGAUGACGAGACUACUGCUGGAGAUGAUGUCGCAGCUGUAAGUGUACAUAUGGAUCACAACAACAAGAACAAGACUGCUAGCGUCAGAAAAAAUACUCGUGCAAAUCACCCAAAGGAGGAUCUAAAAGAAUGUCCGGUGUCUCCACUAGCUUCCGGAAUGCAGCCGUCAUAUCACUCUAAAAGACUUAGAACGAGACACAAAGCAUCGAAACCAGAAGAGCCUUUGUUGAAAUGGCUUCUCAAGAGAAGGUUCUGCUGUGGUUUGAUCACAAUGAUGCAAACACAAUCUGCAACGGACUGACAAUAGAGAACAACGCGAUAAAACGAUUGUUCCCGACGGUUU
This is a messenger RNA of Cylicocyclus nassatus, 615 nucleotides long. The record is from the annotation of a GenBank genome assembly. Lineage: Eukaryota; Metazoa; Nematoda; Chromadorea; Rhabditida; Strongylidae.